CUUCCGGUUAUUCCUCUCGGGUUUAAUGACGCUGAAUACAUGCAGUACUACUGCCACCUACUGGACUGGAUGGUGGAUAUUUUUCAACAUAUUCCAAGGCAAAUAUGUUUCUGCCCCUUGAAAAGUAAAAAUGUAUAUUAGUCAUAAUUAUGAGAGUUAGUUAUGAUUAUGAGAUAGUAACUCAUGUAACUCAAAUAGGAUUUUUGUGAUAGUAUAAUUAUUAUGACAUAGCAUCUCAUAAUUAUGACUUAAUAUCUCAUAAUUGUGACUUAAUAUCUCAUAAUUGUGACUUAGUGGCUUAUUAUGUCAGUUAUGACUUAAUAUGUCAUAGUUAUGACUACAUAUCUAUAAUUAUGAUUUAAUAUAUCAUCAUUAUGACAUAAUAUCUCACAAUAAUGACGUAAUAUCUCAUAAUUGUGACUUACGUGUGUAUUGUUUUUUUCUCUAAAUGGCGGGAACGGUCUUCCUCACUGUUCACUGUGAAUAAAGUUUUAAAAAAGGUAGAAAAUGGCGGAGGUUCGUGACUCGCGGCUGUUGUGCGCAUGCGCAGUAAAGAGACCUGUCCACGCUGCUGCUGCUGCUGCUUGUUCUUCACCUGUUGUCGUCACUUAUAAUCAGGUAACUGCAGCAGACCACACGCUGCGUGUGUGUGCGUGUGUGUGGACGCUGUCACGCGGUAUUACUCCACUAUAACCAGUAAAAAACCCAGUAUUAACCUGUAUUAACCUGUAUUAACCUGUAUUAAGCAGUGUCACGGAGCGGCGGGAAUCAUUCACUCAUUCAUUUAUUCAUUCAUAACGAGUUUGUGAGCCAUGAAUCCACCGGAUAACAGAGACGAAGUGAACACGACAGGAGCAGCAGGAGGAGGAGGAGGAGGAGGAGGUGGUUUGUAUCUGGAUGCCUACGAAGUCUCCUUCCCUCUGGAGGAGCGUUUGGAGAGACCACCGUCUUAUCAUCACCUGAACCAGGGCCAGCAGAUGAUGGAUGAGCCUGUGGGGCAGGAGCCCGCUCACCCUCACUACAGCCCCUUCAUCCUGGUGUCAAACCUGCGUGCUCACCUGUACGUGGCUCUGGAGAAGAACGCCUGGCUGCAGAAACGCAUCGAGGAGCUGGAGGAGGAGCGCAACUUCCUGCGCUGUCAGCUCGACCGCUUCAUCGUCAGCAUGAGGAGCCCGGAGGAGUGGUGUGCAGACGCUCAGCGCAGCAUGAAGGUCCAGCCCUCCUGCUCUCCCCCGCCUCCCUCACCCAUGACCACCCGCUCAGGAAUGACCCUCAAACGCCUGCAGGCGCCCGGAGCUCGGAGCCGCCGCGCCACCGCCGUCCCAGUCAAGCAGGAGUUCCACGUGGAGGAAGAAAAAUACUACACUGAGGACGAGUACCUGGAGGAAGAGGAGGAAGACGACGAGGACGAGGACGAGGUCGCAGAGAAGGGGACGAAGAAGAAGAACCGAGGACGAGGCAGCGCUGAGCCCAGGAUGAAGAUGAGGAGGAUCUUCAGGAUCACGCACGGGAGGGAGAGACAGAGAGUGAAAGACCCAGACGGCGUUCUGAUCCGUUACAAGAAGAUUCUGUCCACGUACCAGCGCGUGAGGAGCAUGUCCCGGGCGUUCCAGAUCCACGGCGUCGACCGGAACACCAUGGCCUCCACCUCGCCCAUCGCCGAGCUGCUGCUGGUCGCUCCGGACAAGAUGGCAGAGGUGGGAGAGUUCGAGUCGUCGAAGGAGAAGCUGCUGGAUUACGCUCGCCGCUGCUACAAGACCAUGGACGAGCCCACGCACGGCAAAGUCCAGACCAUGAAGAAGAAUCACAAGCUGCUGCCCAUUUCGUACCGCUUCAGAAACUGAGCAGAGGCGCUUCACUGACACACUCUGACAUUCAUUUAUUUAUCGUGCAGCAGGAUGUUUUUUUGUUUACCUUCACUGAGAGAAUCUGCAUCACGUUGACUUUAGUUCAUGCUGAAAACUUUCUUGUCUGUUUGAACGUUGGAUGAAAUCGGACGAGUUCAUUUUGUGUUUGUUUAAUUUAUGACCAACUAUUUUGUGUUUAUUUAAA
Molecule: messenger RNA, 2052 nt
Organism: Solea senegalensis (Senegalese sole)
Lineage: Eukaryota; Metazoa; Chordata; Actinopteri; Pleuronectiformes; Soleidae
Product: coiled-coil domain-containing protein 106-like
Exons: 7
Coding region: 813-1844 (343 amino acids)
Cellular component (GO): nucleoplasm
Source: RefSeq, a predicted model, not a curated record